AUGAUUUUUCUUUUCUGCACACCGACGUACCGUCAGGUCAGGCCUCGAUUUGCACUCCUCUGCGGCAUUGCUUCAGUGCUUCUUAGACCAACCGUUGGGAAGGAAUCGAAAAUCCCCCUCCCCGCCCCCCAUUGGCCGUUCUCUCUGCGGUCAAUCACCGUGACCAAAACAACGAGCCCAACGUUCUCAGAGAAAGAGCACCAUGCCCUGCUUGCUGAAUUGCGCGAGAGCGGAAGCAAGAAGAGGAAUGGCGGUGGCCCGGCAAGUCGUUCGUCCCAAGGUCCGUCUAGGACAGAACAAAAGCUUCCCUGUCAUUACCAAACACCGGCGGUCUCGUAUCCUACGGCUUUGGUGCAUGAAGACGAGGAAACAUUUCCCAACCAAUGCAUGGGGCUUUCUGUAUUCUGCUUGCCGACGUGGAUCCUGGACAUGGCAAUAGGCGCAUGGCGGGAGAGGACGUCAAAACAUGGCACUUCCGCGAGCGGGUUGAUUGCUUCUCGAGCACACGCCCCCGCAACAGGUGUUUUUAUCAUGCAUCAUGUUCCCGAGUCUUUUGGUCUCUUGGAGGAAGGAUUUGGCUACCCGCAGCGGGAUGCCUGUCGGCAAGCCGAGGCAAACCUAUCAACCAUGCCUUUACUCAUCGGGUCAUUGACGCUGAAUCAGGCACCCAAGUGGCGAAGUAGAAGAAGGCGACGCGACUUUGAUGACGGCAUCUCCUUGAAGCGCAGCGAAGGGAGCGGCCGAAGCAAUGUAAAAUCACGUCAUUACACGGCUCAUUAUCGUGCAUGA
This is a messenger RNA of Ustilaginoidea virens, 789 nucleotides long. RefSeq lists its product as uncharacterized. Lineage: Eukaryota; Fungi; Ascomycota; Sordariomycetes; Hypocreales; Clavicipitaceae. The record is from RefSeq and is a predicted model, not a curated record. Bases 1 to 789 code for a protein of 262 amino acids. The transcript has 3 exons.